CGACGACACUCAACACCACCACCCACCACCCUCACCACCCGCAUCCUCGCAUCUCCGACAUCCACACAACCUUCACAAUGGCAGGAGGAGCAUCCGACAAGACCGCCCGCAUAAAGAACACGUGGCACAUCGGCAGCUGGGGCAACCCUCUCGAAGGCGGCGGCCAGCCCUCCAAGGGCAUCUACCAGUACGCGCUCUCCGCUAACCGACAGCGCCCUUUCGCGGGUGCCUUCACCAAGGGUUUCUGGAACACGAUCCGCAGGAGCAGGAACCAGGUCCUGUACGUCGUGCCGCCAUUCAUCCUCGCAUACAGCGCUAUGCAGUGGGCUAUUGAGAGGAACGAGUACCUUAACUCCAAGGCCGGACGGGCUGAGUUCGGCGAUGAGGAGUAAGCGGUUCGAACGACGUGCGUGGAAACCAUGGGUGGAUAAAAUAUGAAGACAAGUCCAAUGUGUAUAGACAUGGGGUGGUGGAGGCAGAGGAGGAGACAUGUAAUUUGAUUCCUCAUUAGACCAAUUGAAUGUACCAACAGUUGCG
Messenger RNA from Aaosphaeria arxii CBS 175.79, 537 nucleotides. RefSeq names its product UcrQ-domain-containing protein. Lineage: Eukaryota; Fungi; Ascomycota; Dothideomycetes; Pleosporales. The record is from RefSeq and is a predicted model, not a curated record. Gene Ontology annotation, biological process: mitochondrial electron transport, ubiquinol to cytochrome c. The transcript has 3 exons. Bases 78 to 392 code for a protein of 104 amino acids.